GCAGCAGAGGGACACAGACCAGGCCAGUCUUUCCUGCGCAAGGCUCCAUCAGAAGUCCAGCCCUUGAUUAAAGCUGAGAAGCAGGAUGCCCAAGUCCUCGAACCUUGGAUGGGAACAAAAUUAGCAGAAAAGGCCCCACACGUCAUCCAGGCUGGGAGUAUCACAGAACUGUUGCAAAGAACAUCCAGUAAGCAGUUUAUAAAGGCGCCAGGUGAAGGGUUGCUUCAGCAGUGGGAGGCACAGUGGCAGGAGUUCCUCAGGACCUUGGAAUCCCCUAACUUGGGAUGGGGGAUCCAGCCACUGUCAGAGCAGCCCGCAGCCCCGUGGGAUGACGCCAAGGUCUUCCUGGCCUCCUUCGAGCAAGUGGCCAAAGCUUGCCAGUGGCCCAAGGAAGAGUGGGUGGUCCGACUCCUGCCAGCCCUCAGUGGAGAAGCCGAGCAGGUUUUUAGGCAGCUGCAAGCUGAUGACAGAGAGGAUUAUGGGAAGGUGAAGGCGGCCAUUUUGCGAGGGGACACCUUCAGCAGGGAGUGGAAACGGCAACAAUUCAGGCAUUUUAGCUAUCAGGAUGCUGAAGGGCCGCGAGGGGUUUACAACCAUUUGCAAGAGCUUUGUAACCAGUGGUUGAAAGCGGAGAAACACACCAAGGAGCAGAUCCUGGAGCAGUUGAUCCUGGAGCAAUUCUUGACUGUUCUCCCUCUAGAUAUGCAGAGUUGGGUCCAAGAUGGCGGCCCAGAGACUUGCUCUCAGGCAGUGGCCUUGGCUGAAGACUUCCUGCUGAACCAGCAAGCUCCUGAGAAAUGGGAACAGCAGGUGCCUUCCCCGCUUGAGGAGACGGAUGCAAAUUCCCCCGAAGCAGAGGAGGAGGAUGUCCGAGUUUUGGAGUACAGUGAAGUGUGUGAAGAGGCUGGUUGGGAGAAUCAGAGCCAUAAGGACCCCGUGUCAGGUCAGGGGCCAGCGAAUGAGAAUGAAAACAACCAUCUUCAACAGGAAGAUGCAUCACUAGGAAGAACUGAACCAUCUGCUUUCCAGGAGAAUGAUCAGGGGCGAACCUUGAGGAAUCGUAACAGACCAGCCAAAGAGACAAAGGGAAGACAGAAGAAAACAGUUGGAAAUAAGAUCAGUAGACCCCCCAAAGGUAUCCUGAAGGGCAGGAGUCCAAACACAUGUCCUUCGAGCGGAGAGAAACCCCGAUCAGAAUCUCACCUUGUCUGCACAGCAGAGAGCCCCUUCGAAUGUUCCUAUUGUGGGAAAAACUUCCGUCGACAAUCCUACCUGUUCCAGCACCACCGAAUCCACACGGGAGAAAAGCCCUACCACUGUUCGUACUGCAGCAAGAAUUUUCGCGUACAUUCGCACCUGGUGAAACACGAGCGGCUGCAUACGGGCGAGAGACCCUACAAGUGCGCUGACUGCGGCAAGAGCUUCUGCCAGUCCUCCAAUCUCCACCAGCACCUCAAGAUGCAUAUUGGGGCGACCAUCUACAAGUGCGCCGACUGUGGGAAGAACUUUAGCCAGCGCGCCAAGUUCUACCAGCACCGCAAGGUCCACUUGUUGAGGAAACCGUACCAAUGCGCAAACUGUGGGGAGAGCUUCGAUCGGCUUGCGCAGCUUUACAAGCACCAGCCGGUCCACGCCACAGAGAGGCCUUUCCGAUGUUCCGAGUGCGGGAAAAGUUUUGAGCGCAAGUCCAGCCUUGUGAAGCAUAAGGUGACCCACACAGGAGAGAAACCCUAUCAGUGCUUGACAUGUGGGCGGAGAUUCAACCAGUCCUCCAAUCUGCACAAGCACUACAAAAUCCACACUGGGGAAAAACCGUACACGUGUGCUACCUGUGGGAAGUCUUUCACCCAGCGCACCCACCUCAACCUGCACCAGAACACUCACAAAGGAUUAAAAACCUACACAUGCUCCGAUUGCGGUGACAGCUUUUCUGAUCGAUCUUAUCUCAUGAAACAUAAAUUGAUUCACCGGAACUCAGUUGUUGCUUCUUUAUGAAAUCCCACAAGAUUUU
Messenger RNA from Heteronotia binoei (common prickly gecko), 2011 nucleotides. Its product is annotated as zinc finger protein 397-like. The record is from RefSeq and is a predicted model, not a curated record. The coding region runs from base 109 to 1995 and encodes 628 amino acids. Gene Ontology annotation, molecular function: DNA-binding transcription factor activity, RNA polymerase II-specific; RNA polymerase II cis-regulatory region sequence-specific DNA binding. The transcript has 3 exons. Gene Ontology annotation, biological process: regulation of transcription by RNA polymerase II. Lineage: Eukaryota; Metazoa; Chordata; Lepidosauria; Squamata; Gekkonidae.